Musca vetustissima is the source of this 387-nucleotide messenger RNA. Its product is annotated as retinin-like. Bases 1 to 387 code for a protein of 128 amino acids. Lineage: Eukaryota; Metazoa; Arthropoda; Insecta; Diptera; Muscidae. The record is from RefSeq and is a predicted model, not a curated record. The transcript is spliced from 2 exons.
AUGUACAAAUUGUUUGUCCUUGCUGCCUUCUUUGCCAUUGCUGCUGCCCGUCCUGGAUAUUUGGGUGGAUCUCAUGUCGCCUAUACUGCACCUUUGACAACCACCAUUGUCCAAGAGCCAACAUUGGCCCAUGUUGGCACGGUUGUAAAGAGCAUUCCCACCGCUGUUUCUCAUCAAUCCAUCUCUCAAGUUCAUUCCUCGGCCCAAUAUGUGCAACCUAUUGUUACUCCUGUUGUGAAGACUAUUGCCACACCUUUGGUCCACUCUUAUGGUGCCACACCUUUGGUCUCCUCUGCCUACACUAGCUAUGGCGCUGCUCCCGUAUUGAAAACUUAUGGCUCUUAUGCUCCUUCUUAUGUUGGUGCCUACGGCAGUCACGGUUGGUAA